GGUUCAGUCAGUCGAAACAAAGAAAUUUUUGUUGUAAUGUCACAUUUCCUAUAGUGCUCAAUUUUAUUUUCGUCAAUUUUUUUUUUAACAAAAUUCUCUAUUAAAGUUCUGACAAGAAUGUUCUGGCGACGGGCAACUCUGAAGUGGUGACCAUUAGUGGGGAGCCGCGGCACAAUGGAGCCCGACGACGAGAAGAAAAAAAAGCUGAAUGAUGACGUUGUGGUGUUUAUGCGCAAGCGCAGCGAGACCGAAGCGCCGCGCUACACCGCGCGUCUAAAGACCUACGUCGACUUCCAGCAGAAACGUCGGCGAGCAGCGGCCGCGCGCCGCCACUCCGAGCACGGCCACCACCACGAGGGCAAGAGAGCCAAUUCGCCAUCCAGGAAAAAAAACGAUGGCGACCAGAAAGAAAAAGCUGCUGACAACCAUGAACACGUUAGCCACGAUGAAGAUCGCAGGAGCCGCAGCAGUAGACGUGGGGGUGAUAAAUGCAUGCGUACCCGUUCGAUGUCUCGCGCAUCGCGGUCUGACGAAACCUCUGACGCUUGCUGCCCUCCCAAGAAAAAGAAGAAGUCUUGUCGCCGUCGCCGCCGCAAGCCAUCCUGCAAGUGUUGCUGUCGCCCAAAGCGGCGCCGUCGCCGUAGCUGUCCCAAGAAGAAGCGCCGGUGUCCCCGCAAAAAGCGUAGCUGCAGCCGGCGCCGGCGCCGCCGCAGCUGCAAGCGCAAGCGCCGCAGUUGCAAGCGCAAGAAGCGCCGCUGCUGAACACCCCGUACCCGUAUCCGUCUGGAUUGUGACCCUUAAAUUCAGUGUGUCGUUUACGUUGCUAAAUAAAUCUUUUUGUGAUAAUAAAAAAAUGACGAAAACACA
Trichoplusia ni (cabbage looper) is the source of this 867-nucleotide messenger RNA. Its product is annotated as protamine-2-like. The record is from RefSeq and is a predicted model, not a curated record. NCBI's taxonomy places the organism in Eukaryota, Metazoa, Arthropoda, Insecta, Lepidoptera, Noctuidae. The coding region runs from base 175 to 762 and encodes 195 amino acids. The transcript is spliced from 6 exons.